Messenger RNA from Exophiala aquamarina CBS 119918, 1698 nucleotides. RefSeq lists its product as uncharacterized. Lineage: Eukaryota; Fungi; Ascomycota; Eurotiomycetes; Chaetothyriales; Herpotrichiellaceae. The coding region runs from base 1 to 1698 and encodes 565 amino acids. Gene Ontology annotation, molecular function: 2-(3-amino-3-carboxypropyl)histidine synthase activity. Gene Ontology annotation, biological process: protein histidyl modification to diphthamide. The record is from RefSeq and is a predicted model, not a curated record. The transcript has a single exon.
AUGACAGAAGAGCUAAGUACAGCGCCCGUGCUGUCAACACCCGACACCCAUAUUAUAGAUGAAGACUUGCCUAUCCUCUCCCGCCACCCGCCCGACGAUUUAUCCGAUGAACAAAUAUAUCAUCGCUAUGAAAUUUCUCGGACUAUUGGGGAGAUCAAACAGCAUAGAUGGAGACGCGUCGCUCUGCAGUUCCCUGAUCAGAUGCUACCACACUCCGCUCGGGUCUAUCAAUUCCUAGCGCGAGGCCUGGGACCAAAUCAAUUACCCAAGAGCUCAACUGCUCAAAACGGAACAUUUGCUCCCGAAAUUGAUCCAUCUGAACAGUCUGACAGCGGUCCCAUUCCAGUAAAACUCACGAUACUGGGCGAUACUUCUUACGGCUCCUGUUGUGUGGAUGAAAUCGCUGCUGAGCACGUGAAUGCCGACGCCGUUGUGCACUACGGGCGAGCAUGCCUGUCGCCUACGGCAAGGCUGCCAGUAUUGCACAUCUUCACGAAGAUGGACCUGGACUACGACUCUGCGAUAAAGACAUUUCGCGAACUUUUCCCUGAGAUGAAUACUAAAGUGAUCUUGACCGCUGACGUUUCUUAUGCGCUCCAUGUCCAGCCAUUAUCCCGCUUGCUUCAACGUGCGGGAUAUACUGACAUUUUCGCGGCCUCCAUCAUUCAUGAUCCAUCUUCUUCGAUUCCAAACCGCACGGCUCCUGACUCACUGAAAUCAGAUCCUGCAACCGUGUCAGCGUGGAACUUAUUCCACAUAUCCGACCCACCAACUUCUCUUCUAUUGACCCUUAUAUCUCGCAUGCGCAGCAUCAAGAUUUUCCCCACUAGUUCUAGUUUUUCAUCAACAUCACCAGCAACAAAAUUUGAAACACCCACGCAAAUGCUUCUGCGACGCCGUUAUGCGCUGGUAACGUCUCUAACAACAGUCUCCACCUGGGGAAUCCUCAUCAAUACACUCUCUGUCAAAAACUAUUUGUCAAUACUUUCUCAUAUCCAACGGCUCAUUGCUGACGCAGGCAAGAAAUCUUAUCUUUUCGUCGUGGGCAAGCUCAACGCGGCGAAGAUUGCCAACUUUUCGGAAAUAGGAGGUUGGGUGGUCAUCGGAUGCUGGGAGAGUAGCCUGAUCGAUUCUAAAGAAUUUUUCAGGCCGAUCAUCACCCCGUUCGAACUGGAAUUGGUGCUGCAAAGGGAUGACGAGAGGGUUUGGACAGGACAGUGGAGAGGCGAUUUUGCAGGGGUCCUCGAGGCGGCCGCUAAAAGGAAAGUGGGCAAUGAUGAGAGUCAACAUCCAUCAAACAGGAAUGGCGGCGCUGAAAUUGUAAAAGAAAGAGAUGGGGAUCUAUCAGACCAUGAUGCUUCCGAAGAGUCGGAAUCAGAGCCUCCCGAGUUUGAUCUCAGAACGGGUCGCUACAUAUCAAGAACGAGACCGAUGCAUACAAUGCGAUCCAGUGAGGGGCAAGUCGGAGCGGCUGCGCCGCAAUCCACAGCACUUGCGAAGCGGAGCAAAGGUGAUAUGAUCACCGUCAAUGGCGUUUCUUCGCCAGCAGCAGAUUAUUUGUCCCAGCAAAGGACAUGGAGGGGCCUAGGGAGCGACUUCGAGGUAAAGUAUGAAGAUGAGGAGACUGGAAGUACCAUCGAAGAAGGGCGGACAGGCGUUGCACGAGGAUACGCUGUGGGAGAAUCUUCAGCAACGUGA